Acytostelium subglobosum LB1 is the source of this 354-nucleotide messenger RNA. RefSeq lists its product as hypothetical. NCBI's taxonomy places the organism in Eukaryota, Evosea, Eumycetozoa, Acytosteliales, Acytosteliaceae. The transcript is spliced from 2 exons. Gene Ontology annotation, biological process: double-strand break repair via homologous recombination. Gene Ontology annotation, cellular component: Swi5-Swi2 complex; Swi5-Sfr1 complex. The coding region runs from base 1 to 354 and encodes 117 amino acids. The record is from RefSeq and is a predicted model, not a curated record.
AUGGCAGCAACAUUGAUAAAGAAGAAUGAAUGGACGAACAAGUCAAAGAUUGUGUUGGAGGAUGAUGGAAAGAAUAGUUGUGAAGUGCAUUGGAUUGAUGGUGUAGAUGUUGAGGAGAUGAGGGAGGAGUUGAAGAAGUUGGCAGAAGAGGAGUCUGCAUUGGAUGCACAGUUGAAACCUUAUCAAGAUGAGAUGGCAAAGAUAAAGACAGAAUCUAAAAAGACAAUAGACAAGUUACAUACAUAUAACGAGAUCAAAGAGUCAUGUCAAUCAAUGAUUGGCAAGUUGGCUGUGCUGGAGGGUAUCACUAUCAAACAAAUGUACAAGCAGUUCAAUCUAGAACUUGAUGACUGA